Messenger RNA from Prosopis cineraria, 1823 nucleotides. Its product is annotated as receptor-like cytosolic serine/threonine-protein kinase RBK2. NCBI's taxonomy places the organism in Eukaryota, Viridiplantae, Streptophyta, Magnoliopsida, Fabales, Fabaceae. The coding region runs from base 1 to 1485 and encodes 494 amino acids. Gene Ontology annotation, molecular function: protein kinase activity; ATP binding. Gene Ontology annotation, biological process: protein phosphorylation. The record is from RefSeq and is a predicted model, not a curated record. The transcript is spliced from 8 exons.
AUGGGUAAUGUGAACGAGGAAGAAAAUCAAAGGCAGGUUCCUCCAACAAGUGCUUGCAGACUGAGGACUGGGUCUUCUGAUUCCAUAUCGAGUAAUGGUAGGUUAUCAUUCUUCUUUGCUCUAAUCAUCGUGAAUGAUACUGAAUUGAGAUCGUUGUUCACUAACCCAAUUCCCCCUCCUUCUAAGACCUUUGAUUCAGAGAGUCAGUCAAACAAUGCGCAGCGGCAUGGUUUCUUUCGUUUGUUGAAGAAAGGACCCAAAAUGCGUUUCCAACCCAUUCUUUCAGUCAACAGUGUUCCAAAACUCACCAGAAGAAAUAGUAAGAGAUACAGGGAGAACCAGGUCCCACCUCUAAAUUCACCACUAAAUAAUCCAGCUCUCAAGACAAUUUUGGACACUGAAUUGUUCUGCUUUAAAGCUUCAUGGAAAAAUUUCUCUUAUGCAGAGAUUGUGGCUGCGACAAACAACUUUAGCCAUGAAAAAGUGAUUGGUCAAGGAGGUUAUGCUGUGGUUUACAAAGGCAAAAUGGAAGAUGGGCAGUUUGUUGCAAUCAAGCAGCUCACAAGAGGAACUCUAGAAGAAAUGACUGCAGAUUUCUUGUCUGAGCUUGGAAUUAUAGUGCACGUGAACCAUCCCAAUAUUGCCAGAUUGAUUGGAUACGGUGUUGAAGGAGGAAUGUUUCUUGUUCUUCAGUUGUCUCCACAUGGCAGCUUAGCAUCCAUACUUAUGGUUUUGAUUUCAGGACCUCGAGAGAAACUAGAUUGGAGCUUUAGAUGUAAGAUUGCUUUUGGGACUGCUGAUGGCCUUCGCUGUCUGCAUGAGGAAUGCCAAAGAAGGAUAAUUCACAGAGAUAUCAAGUCUUCUAAUAUUUUGCUCUCAGAGGACUUUGAAGCAAUGAUAUCUGAUUUUGGGCUAUCGAAGUGGCUACCCGACCAAUGGACUCACCACACAAUCUCCAAAAUUGAAGGCACGUUCGGCUACCUCCCUCCAGAAUUCUUCAUGUAUGGUUUGGUAGACGAAAAGACUGAUGUCUAUGCUUAUGGAGUGCUAUUAUUGGAGCUCAUUACUGGACGACAAGCUUUGGAUAGGUCACAGAAAAGUUUGGUGAUGUGGGCAAAACCUUUGCUAUCUACAAAUAACAUUAAAGAGCUCGUCGAUCCAUGUCUGAAUGGUGCAUACGAUGAAGAACAAAUGAAACUUGUAGUCUUAGUAGCUUCACUGUGUGUUGAUCAAUCUUCAGCUGAACGACCAAACAUGAGCCAGGCAAUAAAGAUUCUAAAAGGAGAAGACGACAGCUUGGAGCUCAUGAAAGCACGCCAGAAGUCCAAAAUUCAAAGGACGUGCUCUGAAGAACUGUUAGACGCAGAGGAGUACGACUCAGCCAAGACUUUGAAUGCUGAGGAUCCACAUAUGGAGACUCUUCAAGGAAACUGUAACUCUAAUGAUGAGGAAAAGCAGCAACAACAACAACAUUCACAUCUAUAGCAAGGGCUUUGAUUCAAGAAACUGGUUCUGAGGCAGCCAUUUUAGAAGUAGAAUGAGCAUGAGGUGACUCCACUGUCCGCCAUAAUAGGUUGAAUAAUGAAUAUGGUGAUGUCUGUACAGAAAAGGAGGACGAAGAGGCAGAGCAGAACCUCGUAAACAUUUUUGUCCGUAUUGAAUAUAUGUGAUCAAUAACCAUUAUGGGUAUGACGAUAAGGAGGCCAUUGAAUGUGGAGAAAUUAACUUAAGUUCAUAUUAGCUUUGCGACAACUUUUCCCUCAUCAGUUAUGCAAUAAUAUAAGAGUUUCGUGAAAUAGCAUUGCUUUUUCUUUUUUAUUUAA